Messenger RNA from Halichondria panicea, 1345 nucleotides. RefSeq names its product speckle-type POZ protein-like. The transcript has a single exon. NCBI's taxonomy places the organism in Eukaryota, Metazoa, Porifera, Demospongiae, Suberitida, Halichondriidae. The coding region runs from base 35 to 1183 and encodes 382 amino acids. The record is from RefSeq and is a predicted model, not a curated record. Gene Ontology annotation, molecular function: protein binding.
GCUGAGCUAGCUAUAAAAUUAAAACUACUUGUACAUGUUAAUCCACUUAACUUUCUGCGUACGAUUACAAAUGACUGAUGAAACUACUCCUUCCACUAAGGAUAUUCCCAAACUCAUCCACAAGAAGGUUAGCUGUACAUCUAAUCUGGUUCAGCGAACCAAAUUUGAUUGGGAGAUCAAGGACUUUGGCAACAUUUUCUUCCAUCCCUCGACAAACUGUCGAGAGCUUCAAAGUCCGACUUUUGUUAGUUGUCGUGGUACCACAUGGAAACUCAACAUUCUCAUAGAUAAUUCUAACCUUGAUUUCAAUGACGAAUUUACAGGUAACAAACUGAAAAUUGUCAUUUCGAGAGAAUCACAAACGACUAGAUGGUCUCAGUUUAAAUUGGAAUUCACUCCUUCUAAUUUUCUGUACAUGGAUGACGAUGAUUACGAUUUGCAAAACAGAGAUUGGCGGAAAAAUCGCAUCUUUGUUUACGAACCUGACAAAGAAAACGCAGUUUUUAUUGAAUUGUUCUCUUGCCAUUAUGAUGAGGCGGACGUGACAGUUACUCUUAAUCUAGAAGAAGAAUCUACUCCAUUGCACUUUGUUAAAGAGCCCAAUGUCACUCCCAGGGCAGAAAAAGAAUUAAAAGAUGACCUGGUUAGUUUGUUGGCAAGUGGAGAGGGCAGCGAUAUCAAACUAAUCGCUGGUGAUAAAGAAUUUAAAGUACAUAGGAUCAUUCUUUCCAGUCGUUGUGAAGUUUUCAAAGCGAUGCUGGCCUCAGAAAUGUUAGAGCAAGCAACUAAUUCGAUCAGAAUCAGUGAUAUAGAUCCAGAAGUUGUACAUGAAAUGCUUACUUUUAUCUACAGUGGAACUACUCCCAAUAUUGGUGAAGAAAAUAUGGCGGAAAAACUGUUGAAUGCUGCUGAGAAAUACCAACUAAUACAACUGAAGGAAAUCUGUUGUAGUGAACUAAUCAAGUGUUUAAACUCGGACAAUGCAAUCGACAUGCUUUGCAAGGGUCACAUGUACAAUGGGGACAGCCUAAAGGAUGCUUGCAUCAAUGAGAUCUCGAAAUCGUUGACGGCUUUCAUGGAGAGAGAAGAAUGGAUUGAAGUGGAGGACCAGAAUGAUCUAUACAGGGAAGUCGUUAGAAGUUGUCUCGAUGUCCCUCCUAACAAGAGAAGGAGAACAAGCUGACUUUAUAUUUUAUUCAUUUGCUGUUCCUUACAUUCAUGCAUGCAUGUACAUAAUUAUAUAUAAUUAUAAGGCCAUGCACUGCAUGGUGUUAGUGACGAUAUUAAUUACUUUACACCCCUAAUAAUGUUACAUUUCUAUGGUCUAUGCAUAUCAUUUAUGUUG